AUGGGAAGAAAGCGGAAACAUGACGAUGUUGCUUCAGACGACGCGCAGCCAGACGGCUCAGCUGUAACUGCUGCCACCAGUCAUGGCGGCAACGGCUUUGGCCUAGCGGAUACGCUAUCUCUCCUUCGUGACGGUGACGGACCUCGAGAGCCAGCCUUGCCCAAGGACACCUCAGGCGGAGAAGGAAAGGACCAGACUGGGGGGUGGCAGAUGGUUGACCACACGUCGAAGAAGCGAAAACGAAUAGGAAACGAGAAAACAAAGUACCCGACCUUGACAUAUGCGAUGGGUGGCAGACAGUCGUCCAUCAAAAUUUCAGACUUACAGGGAUUGUUAUUGUACUGUCUUGCGGAUGCUGUUGCGCCGCAAUGGAUAUCAGUAAAGCACUCUGGACAUGUAAGAAAAGUUGUUAUGCUUAUGGUCCCGGGUCUGGAGCUGGGAAUGUUCGAUGGAUCAAUCCCGUUGUCCAAGGGGGCAGAAACGCCUACCCCUGAGGUAACCGCUGCCGCAGCUGACAAUAGCCAAUCUGGAGAAGACGCAAAGAAAUCCAGCGAGUUUGAACGCUGGAAACGUGGGGUGUCUCCCAUCAGUGAGGAAACUUCCCGCCAGUUUGCUCCCAGAGCUAUCCAUAGGGAUAAGUUGCCAGAGGCUUUAUCGCCUCUUGCAGACAUGUUUCCGCAUGUCUGGCCAGUCAAGUCCCCUGGAGACUCAAAAUACAACAAGGUUCAUUCGCCCCUUCAGGCGAUCUUAAGAUCUUCCUUGCCUAAAUCUAAGGAAAAUAACAACAAUAAUAACAAAAAGUCCAAGGGUCCCGGAAAUUGGGUAUCCCAACGGACACCCAUUACCACUUUUCUGAGCACACUUGAUGAUCUGAUUGAACAUGAAUAUCCUCUGCACCCUGCGCUCUUCAGUUCAGCUGAGGAAAGAGACAAAAAUGCUCGACUACGCGCCAUGAAUGGGCAAUCCACUGAACAUGGAUGGGUGGAUACUCAUGUUGACGAUUUUGCUCAAGGUGCUGUACCUGAUCGUGAUAUAGCGGAAGGCAGCGUAACCGCUGGCCGCGAUAUUUUUGCUCUUGACUGUGAAAUGUGCAUCACUGAAGGUGGUAAAUCUGAACUCACCAGAAUUAGUCUUGUCUCAUGGGACGGUGAACGAGUCCUAGAUGAGUUCGUUAAACCAGAAAACCCCAUAAUAGAUUAUUUAACACGCUUCUCUGGUGUUACUAAAGAAAAACUCGAUCCAGUUACUACGAAUUUAUCCGACAUACAACAGAAAUUACUUAGAAUUUUGACGCCUCGCUCGAUAUUAAUUGGACAUUCUCUUAACUCCGACCUCAACGCCUUGAAACUAACACAUCCGUUCAUCGUCGAUACAGCCUCUAUAUAUCCGCAUCCACGAGGACCGCCUCUGAAACCAAGUCUCAAAUGGUUAUGUCAGAGGUACCUAGGAAGAGAAAUCCAAAAGGGAAUGGCUGGCCAUGACCCGGUUGAAGAUGCAAAGGCAGUAUUAGAUCUUGUGAAGCAGAAAUGCGAAAAGGGUGAAGCGUGGGGUACUAACGAAGCUUCAACCGAGAGUAUCUUCCAACGCCUUGCCAGGUCUUCAAGGCCAGUAAAAUCUUCCGGCCCUGUCUCACAAGGAGGAAGAACAGGAGCAGUGGUCGACUGGGGCAGCCCUGAACGCGGUUUUGGUGCCCAGGCCAGUGUCACUCUAGGCUGCGCCAAUGACGAAGAAGUUGUCAAAUCAACCAAGAUUGCUGUCAGCGGAGAUCCGACGGGCAAAAUAGUCUCGGGGGAUGGUGUUGACUUCACUUGGGCACGACUGCGCAAUCUGGAAAUCUCCCGAGGGUGGUGCAACCGCAUUCCCGGUGCGAGCCAAAAUAACCAAUCCAUCAAUAUAUCAGAUCAGGAUAUCAUUAGCCCGGCAAACCCAGACGAACUUGGACGGGCUGUUGCUAAAACCGUUUCUUGUAUAAAAGAGAUAUGGGACCAUCUACCUCCAUGUACGCUUUUCAUUAUAUAUUCAGGCACUGGCGACCCCCGAGAGGUAACACGGCUACAGGCUAUGCGCAGAACUUAUAAUGAGGAGUUCCGAAACAGAAAGCCUUGGGAUGAACUCACCGUGAAAUGGACGGAUACUGAGGAACAGGCAUUAAAACGCGCCUGUCAAGCCGCAAGGGAUGGAUGUGGACUUAUGACUGUAAAGUAA
This is a messenger RNA of Trichophyton benhamiae CBS 112371, 2205 nucleotides long. RefSeq lists its product as uncharacterized. The coding region runs from base 1 to 2205 and encodes 734 amino acids. The transcript has a single exon. Lineage: Eukaryota; Fungi; Ascomycota; Eurotiomycetes; Onygenales; Arthrodermataceae. Gene Ontology annotation, cellular component: nucleus. Gene Ontology annotation, molecular function: exonuclease activity; nucleic acid binding. The record is from RefSeq and is a predicted model, not a curated record.